Messenger RNA from Diplodia corticola, 1227 nucleotides. RefSeq lists its product as uncharacterized. The transcript has 2 exons. NCBI's taxonomy places the organism in Eukaryota, Fungi, Ascomycota, Dothideomycetes, Botryosphaeriales, Botryosphaeriaceae. Bases 1 to 1227 code for a protein of 408 amino acids. The record is from RefSeq and is a predicted model, not a curated record.
AUGCCACACUCAACAGCACCACCACCACCACCAACAUCCCCCUCCAAUGAUUCAUCCCCCAAGCCCCCCCGCCUCCCCAUCGAACUCUGGAUGCACAUCCUCUCCUCCGUCUCGGACACGGAAUCCUUACCGGGCCUCUGGUUCGCCGCGCGCGCGACGUCGCGCCUGCUGCGCGCCGCCGCCGAGGCCGCGUUCCCCGCCGCCCACCUGCGCCGCUGGCUGCACGUCUGCUCCUUCCGCAUCCCCCGCGCCACCCUCGCCUUCCACCGCCUCCGCGUCGCCGACGACGGCGACAAGAGCCGCCGCGCCGUCGCCGUGCUGCGCGCACAGCCGUGGAGGGGCUUCGAGGAUAAGCCGCCCGCGAGUCCUGCGGCGUUUGGUGGCGCCGGAGGUGAGGGCGCCGGGGUGGGGAGCGAGUGGGCGGAGGUGCUGAGGGAGGGGGCGGAAAGGGGGUUUGGGGAUUAUAUGAUUUGUUUGAGGGGGGUGGUGCAGGAUACGGAGGUGUUGGGGUGGAGGGUUGUGAGUGGGGAGGGGGACGGCGUGUUUGAGGUUGAGGUCGAGUGGAAGGGGAUGCUGGAUAGGCUGUUUGGGGAGGAGUUGAGGGCGAGGAGGAGAGGGGAGGUGCUGGCGAAGCGCUUCAAGAAGGAUCGUGAAGACAAGUGGGCUGUCUAUGGCCCCGAGGUCAUCAACGAUCAGCUGCACUUCAGGACCUUUGAGGCAGUUUUGCUGGGGAACGAAAACCAUCGGGCGUAUCAGAACGGGUAUCGCGAUGCUCGGCGUCAACGUAUCGAGCGGUGGAUUCGGCGAGUCGAGAGUGACCCGGAGAGGGCGUACGCCCUGCGCAAGAAAGAGAUCGACGUGGAGUGGGUGCCCAACUUUCGGAUGAACGCAGUGAGGGAGCGGCUAGAGAGGAAAAUGGUCGAGUGGGGCGAGGAGCAGUACCCACAACCUCAAGUCAUCAGGAAGAGGCUUCUGGAAAGCGACGUGCCGAUGAAGCGUGAGCUGUGCACGCUGGACGUUGAGCUCGCAACCGAGGAAGACGGGUGGGCACAUGGCGACGAAGUCGAGCCAGAGAGUUAUGCAGAGGUUGGUCUACUCUGGAAAGGCCGGACGCCAGAAGAGGUGGAAAAGCUCAUGCGUAUUCGCGCAUAUGCCGCUGAGCUGAACCCCUUGCCACCCAGCAAGCGUCGAGCAUGCCAAAACGGAUCCGGAGCCCUCGAAGAAUGA